AAAGGCUAGAGUGCCACAUAUACCCACAGUAGUCAGGCAGGCUUAACCAGGAUCAAAAGAACAAGAAUAUAUCGCUAAUUGGUCCCAUCAUGGCUGCUUCUAGUGUUAGCAGGCAAAUGCCUACUAACCUAGCUUUUGAAGACUAUAGUGUCUACGGUCACUUAUCUGAGGAAGAGUUGAUUCAUCUGGCCAUUGAACGAAGCCUUACGGAUACCCAAGGUGGACCUUCACAAUCUGCACAACCCGCUCAUCAGUCUACAAGUUCACCUCCACUAAUUCAGGCAGAGCCCUCCAAUUAUGAUGGCAUGGCAGCAUUUCGGGAAUCCCGCAGACAAUAUGCAGAGAUGAGACGAGCCGCAAUGCAAACACAGACUGUCAGUCCCUGCAGCGAAGGCCAAAAGGAGAAGAAGAGAAGUGAACAUUCCUUUGCUGGAGACAGGGAGAGGAUGCUGGCCUGGAAAAGAAGAAAUGGAUCCUUGGAGGCUACAGAGCGAACUAUGGAUGAUGCAUCCAAGUUAAAUUCAGCUAUCUGGAAGAAUGAUUCCAAAACACUGAGUGAAAUUCUAAGGACAGUGCCUGCCACGAGUCUGUGCAAACCAAAUAAGGAUGGUUGGAUACAUUUGCAUGAGGCUGCAUACUAUGGUGCUUUGGAGUGUUUGGAACCAUUAAUACAAGCUUUUCCUCAGCUCAUCAACGCGCGUACCAACAAGAACCAAAACCCUCUGAUACUGGCUGUUAGUCAUAAACACCUUUUAUGUGCCCAGUGUCUUCUUGCAGCUGGAGGAGAUCCUAAUAUAGCCAACAAAUCAGGAGAGACGGCUGUAUUGAAAGCUUGUGAGAAGGCAAGUGUGGAGAUGGUGGAGCUUCUCCUGAAAGCUGGAGGCAACGCCUCUCGGGGAAAUCUCGAGGGAGUGACACCUUUACACGAAGCCGUGGGAGCCAAAAGUGUCGCCAUGUGCAAACUACUGGUGGAAGCUGGAGCAAAGAUAUGGGCCAAAAAUAUUUAUGGUAUUGAGCCACUGUUCACAGCUGCCCAGGCAGGAGCCACAGAAGCUUUGAACUUCCUCAUUAAACAUGGAGGAAAUAUUAACACUCAAGCUAACGAUGGAGCAACAGCUUUGUAUGAAGCAUCCAAGAAUGGUCACGAAGAAGUGGUGAAGCUACUUCUGUCCAAGAGAGCAGAUAUGAACAAAGCAACAAAAGCAGGAUUAACCCCUCUCCAUGUUGCAUCAAAGAAUGGACAUUUGGGAGUUGUGUUGUUACUGCUUCCACGCACCAACAGAGCAGUUGUGAGACGCUGUGGCAUUAGUCCACUCCACCUUGCAGCUGAGCGUAACAGAGAUGCGAUCUUGGAGAUUCUCAUUGAGGCAGGCUUUGAUGUCAACACCCAGCUGUCACUUGAAUGGUCAAAGAUGUAUGAGGACCGUCGCACCACAGCGCUCUACUUCACAGUGCGCAGCAGUAACGUAGAGGCGACCUCCAUGCUCUUAGAGGCUGGUGCUGACCCCAAUCUGGAUAUCUUCAACCCUCUCCUGGUAGCCGUGAGGAAGGGGAAUACGGAGAUGACAUCCCUGCUGAUGGAGUAUGGUGCAAAUGUGAAUGCCUGCAUGCCAACACACCCAACCACUUUCCCAGGGGCGUUACUCUUCUGUAUGAAGUAUAGACGCAUGUUCAAGCUCCUGUUGGAUAAUGGAUGUGAUGCCAAUGCAUGUUUCGCUUGUGUUUAUGGAAACGGGACACAUCCUCCAGUCAAGAGCAGACGUUCCACAAGGGAAGAUUUGUACCUACAUGGGCUUGAUGCUCCUCAUACCACAACAGCACAGUUCUGUGAGGUGAUGGCAGAUCCUUUUCAUUGUGCUUGGGCUGGAACCAUUAUCGAUCUCCUCUUAGAUUAUGUGGGUCAUGUGAAGUUGUGUUCAAGACUCACUGAUCUUCUGGACAGUAACAAAGACUGGGAAUACAUCAAAGAAAAAGCAAGGCCACCUUUCUCCUUGAUCCAUCUGUGCCGAGUGAGGAUCCGCGAGCUAGUGGGAUGGCAGAGACUGAGGAGGAUGACCAGCCUUCCUCUGCCUGGACGACUCAUCAAGUACCUGUUCUACGACAACGGAGAGUCUGAGGAUUUCUUGAAUUGUGGUUAGAGUAGACUAGACUAAGCGUGUACAGGAUUCAGGAUCAACUCAACUGUGUCACUCAACACAGAUCUGUAACAUCUAUGCAAUGUGACAACAGUACUGUUACGGGAAGGGUCUUCCCGUACAGCAGUACAUCCAUUGCGGGAUAUUGAGCAGAGUUCUAUCGAAAUGACUGGCAUCACAUGUUAUGGUUCAUCCUAAAAUGUAUACGUUUAUAUAGGAUUUUGCUAACUUUGAGACAUUUCUUUAAUACACCUUUCUGAAGUUAGGAGAAGACUGACUUAGGAAUAAGGUGAAUAGCCUGUUUCCAUGCAAAGACAUUUUUUGAGCAAAGCACUCAAUAGUUGAACACUGUGGUGUAAAGUGACAAACACUUACUGGGACAAUCAAUAGAAGGACACUCAAUAGGAGUGUCCUCAAUAGGACACUCAAAGGCUCCAGCAUGGCAAGGAAUGCAAAAUGAAGGAAAAGCAAAGCUGAUGUCUUCAGUUUCCUUGAGUUUGUGUUCAUCGAGACUCCUGGAGGAAAGAUGUAAAAUGGAAACACAUUUGAGCCAAGUAUAAGCUUUUCAGGUGUGUUCCAACUAGGUACACUGCUUGGCCAAAUCUGGUCACCACCUUGAUUUUACUAAACAAAUAGACCUCUGUUUGCCUUCAAAAAGGUAACCAAAGCUUCCAUCUGUUAAUUGAAGCUAACUGUUUAUGGCAAGUUGCAUUGUAAGUUAGCUUUGGGGUAGCAAAGAUUAAAGUGUGCCGUCUUCACCUACCAAAAAUCACAGUAUCCACUAGAAGGCAGUGGACAAAAUUGUGUAGGCUAUCACAAAAUGUCUUUUUAACAGGUGCGAAUUCAAAAUCCCCAUGUUACUUUCCCAUAGAAAAAAUCUCAAGAUACCGGAUCUCCUUAUUUGGGCAAAGAUUUUUUUGUAGGUGAACUUCAGAGGUUUAUAGGUAAGCGCUAUGACCUGGGGUUGCUGCAGUUGGUCAGGUUUAGGUUCAGCAACAUUAAGUGCCCAAAGAAGGAGGUCAGCUCACUAUCUGAAUAUACUGAUGGCAGAAGACCAAAAUGACAAUGCCAGAUUUCAUCAGGCUCAAAUUGUGAAAGUGGAGGUUCAGGAGCAUGAGACAUCAUUUUCACACAUGGAUUGGUCAUCAGAACUUCAGAGUCCCCGACCUUAAGCCCAUUGAGAAUCUUUGGGAUGUGCUGGAGAAGACUGGGAAGGGGUCUGAAUCUCCUGUCAUUACAGUAAUACAAGAUCUUGGCGACCCUGCUGGAAUAAAUGUUGUGACAUUGCAGAAGCUUGUGGAAACGAGGCCAUAGCAAAUGUGUGCCGUAAUCAAAGAUAAAGGCGGUCCAAAUAAAAAUUACUGUGUGUGUUUUGGCCAGGCAGUGUAGCUUUUUGUAGGUUGUGUAAACAUAGCUGCCGAUUGAUGUGAAUUGCACAGAACUUCACCUAUACACUUUUGCCUCCUAUUUCACUAAAACAUUGUUGACUUAAGCUUGGUCGGUCAUUUUUGAAAAUGCAACGUUACAUUGUAAUGUAUAAUUUAUUACAUUUUCAAUAUUUAUAAUUGUAAUAUUUGUUAUACAUGUACAGUAUGCCUUUUAAUGUUGUAAAUUGUAAAAAUAAAGAAAUACCCUUUAGUCCCCAGA
Sardina pilchardus (European sardine) is the source of this 3782-nucleotide messenger RNA. Its product is annotated as ankyrin repeat and SOCS box protein 2-like. The record is from RefSeq and is a predicted model, not a curated record. The coding region runs from base 90 to 2138 and encodes 682 amino acids. The transcript has 10 exons. Gene Ontology annotation, cellular component: ciliary inversin compartment. Gene Ontology annotation, biological process: intracellular signal transduction; protein localization to ciliary inversin compartment. Gene Ontology annotation, molecular function: protein binding. Lineage: Eukaryota; Metazoa; Chordata; Actinopteri; Clupeiformes; Clupeidae.